Gopherus evgoodei (Goodes thornscrub tortoise) is the source of this 498-nucleotide messenger RNA. RefSeq names its product solute carrier family 51 beta subunit (gene SLC51B). The record is from RefSeq and is a predicted model, not a curated record. The transcript has 4 exons. Bases 1 to 498 code for a protein of 165 amino acids. Gene Ontology annotation, cellular component: plasma membrane. Gene Ontology annotation, molecular function: transmembrane transporter activity; protein heterodimerization activity. Lineage: Eukaryota; Metazoa; Chordata; Testudines; Testudinidae. Gene Ontology annotation, biological process: bile acid and bile salt transport.
AUGAAGUCACUCUGGAUAAUCCUCCUCCUACUGGUGCAAGCAAAGGCAGAGGGCGGUAGAUAUUUCGCUAUGGCUCUUACCAGCGCACAAAUGCAUGACGAGGUGGAAGGCAAUCCCACUGCUGGAAUGCCUAUGUCUCAAGAACAACUACAGGAGAUGGUGUGGUUUUUCCGGAGAGGAGAUUCAUCCACGUGGAAUUACUCCAUUCUAGUCCUGUCCUUUGUGGUUCUGUUUCUCGGCCUCCUUCUUCUGGGAAUGAAUAUCAUGGCAAACAGAACUAGAAAGAUUAUCCUCGUGUAUGAACAAGCUGCCAAAACUGCCAAACCAGCUGAGCCAGACGCCAAGCCACCCUUUGUGGAUAUGAAGGAAGAUGAUAAUUUGAAUCCUUUAAUACAAGAUUUGCUGCCAAAAGGACAAAGACCAGGGGAGGUUUUGGUUCAGUGGAAGGAUGGCAACGUGACAGCCCUGUAUGCAGACAAGCCAGAGGAGGACAUGUAA